CCACCCUCCAACACUAUUCGAGACGGCGCCAAGCUCCUGCCAGUCCCUUCAAAAUGUCGGUUCAGCACAAGAUCCUCCGCACGGCGAACGCGCCAAACACCACCCCCGAUGAGAUUGAGACCGCCGUCGCGCAGGCGAUCAUCGACCUCGAGAACAGCAACUCGGACCUGAAGACCGAGCUCAGGCCCUUGCAGAUCUCUGCCGCUCGUGAAGUCGAUGUUCGGGGUGGCAAGAAGGCUAUCGUUGUCUUCGUGCCCGUACCGCAAUUGAAGGCGUUCCACAAGGUUCAGGCCAGGCUGACCCGUGAGCUCGAGAAGAAGUUCUCCGACCGCCAUGUUGUGUUUGUUGCGCAACGCCGGAUGCUGCCCAAACCGACCCGCACCUCCCGUGUCAAGCAGAAGCGCCCCCGUAGCCGGACCCUCACCCAGGUCCACGAGAAGAUCCUCGAGGACCUCGUCUUCCCGUCCGAGAUUGUCGGCAAGCGCACUCGCGUUGCCGUUGACGGCUCCAAGCUCCUCAAAGUCUUCCUCGACUCUAAGGAUGCGACAUCAGUCGAAUACAAGCUCGAUUCGUUCUCCUCUGUCUACCGCCGGCUGACAGGGAAGGAUGCUGUGUUCGAGUUCCCGGUCGUCGCGCAAGAGUGAGGUGCUCUGACGAGGGGGUUCGGAUGUUUCGUGCCGGCGAGGAUCGCCUGGGACCCAUGUCAUGUUGUUUCUGCAUUCCAAAAUAUAUGGCAGAUAUGCUUCGCUAUAGCAAACCUGAUUGUGUGAUAUGCUGUUUUUGUCUUUCUUAUCACAGAUAUCGC
Molecule: messenger RNA, 805 nt
Organism: Punctularia strigosozonata HHB-11173 SS5
Lineage: Eukaryota; Fungi; Basidiomycota; Agaricomycetes; Corticiales; Punctulariaceae
Product: 40S ribosomal protein S7
Exons: 4
Coding region: 54-644 (196 amino acids)
Biological process (GO): ribosomal small subunit biogenesis; rRNA processing; translation
Cellular component (GO): 90S preribosome; small-subunit processome; ribosome
Molecular function (GO): structural constituent of ribosome
Source: RefSeq, a predicted model, not a curated record